Dermacentor andersoni is the source of this 2163-nucleotide messenger RNA. Its product is annotated as kelch-like protein 10. Gene Ontology annotation, molecular function: protein binding. Lineage: Eukaryota; Metazoa; Arthropoda; Arachnida; Ixodida; Ixodidae. The record is from RefSeq and is a predicted model, not a curated record.
CCAUUCUUUCGCCGCCCCGAUGAUGUGGCAGUGCCAGCCGGAAGACAUCUUUAAGUGAAGCCCACCUGGUCGCCCUACUCAGCGCACUGCUUCUCUUCGGGUUAACUCACGGAUUCAGGCUGACGCUGAAGCAGUUAUGAACGCCAUGGAAGCCGAUGAUACUACUACCGAGGCAGGAGACGGGAAAAUGAUCACCGUAUGUUUCGAGGCUGCGCAGCUCUUCAACGACGAUGGCCGGCAGCCUGAUUCCACGGCGGUUGCCGCGGCCAAGGCCGAGCCGGCACUGCGCGAUCUGAGGAAUUCGCGGCAGGACUGCGAUGUCGUCUUCCGCGUGGCCGGCGGGGUCGAGGUGUGGGCACACCGAUCCAUUAUGGUUGCCAAGUACUCGGGAUGCAACGCACUAUUGACUGUCGCCAGGGAACGCAUGAGUCCCGAAGAGAAACAGAAAAACAAGCCGACUCCAUCGAUUCGGGUGAUGAUGGAAGACCUGGAGCGCGACAUGAUGGAGCUGCUUGUCGACUUCGCCUACGACACUCCUCUGGACGAGCGCAUCGGCCCCCACAACGUCGCCAAGUUUCUCGAGCUGGCCCAGAAGCACAGGAUAUUCUGGCUACUGGAUCACUGCCUUAGCACCCUCGAGAAGGACCUCGACCCGCAGAACUGCAUCGGAACUUGGCAACUGGCAGCCAGCUGGUGUUACUUGCAUCUCGCACAAGAAGCCUUGCGCUACCUGGUUCGCAACUUCAACGAGGUGUGGAAGAGCAGCCCUCAGUUCCAGGAUCUGAGGCCGGACGAGAUGCGCACCGUCCUCGCAGACGACCGCCUGUGCGUUGUCAAUGAAGUGGAAGACACGUUCGCUGCCAUACUCAAGUGGAUCUCCAGCGACCCGAAAAAGAGAAAGGCCCACCUCGCCGAGUUCUUGCCACUCGUGCGCUUCGGAUCCUGCCCCUUGACAGACUUCGAGAAGGUUGCCUCUCACCCACAAGUACAGAGUGAUGGAGACAGCGUGAAGGUGCUGAAAGUGAUUGAACGGACGCUCACCCAGCCCUCCAUGCCUUUUGGCGCGUUCGCCGGCGAUGAACCUUACAUGGUGGUUGGAUAUGUUGCACGCGUCGACCUAAACAGGCGGUUGUGGCUCAAGCCUCGCUUGCCAAAGGACAUUCUCUUUCUCUUCGGCGGAUGGACAACGGGCGCGACCAACGACAUGCUGACCUACAACUGUCGUGCUGCCAAGUGGCGCGUGAUGGAGAACCAGAACGCUACGGCCAGGGCGUGCCAUGGCGUGGCCGUGGUCAACAAGUGCAUCUACAUCGUGGGUGGCAACGACGGCCGCGUGUGCUACCGCACGGUCGACUGCUUCGACGUGGCUCAGGCCCGAUGGAGCGCCAAGGCUAGCAUGGCGUAUGAACGCAGCUACGUGAGCGUUGUAGCUCUCCAGGGUCACAUUUACGCCAUGGGAGGUUCUGACGGCCGGAACUGUACCGACACUGUGGAGCGGUACGACGUGGAGAGAAACCAGUGGUCCAUGGUGGCCAGCAUGAACGACGUCCGCAGUGACGCCAGCGCCGCCGUAGCUGCAGGACGUAUCUACAUCGUGGGAGGCUUCACGGGUCGCGCUAUUCUCGACACCGUCGAGUGCUACGACCCGUCGACCGAUGUUUGGACCCGGCUGCAAGCCAUCUCCUCGCCCCGUCGAGGCCUCAUGGUGGUCGCCGACAACGAGACGCUGUACAUCAUGGGCGGCUUUGACGGCACCCACACUCGCGCUUCCAUGGAGAAGUUCGACGUGAGGACAGCGAGGUUCUCACAGUUACCCGGCAUGCCUGAGGCCAUGAGCAACUUCGCCGCCGUCCUGCUUGAAGGUUGCAUCUACACCAUAGGGGGCGUCACACAAGUGACAACUUCCGAGAUCGUCAGGCGCUACGACAUCGCCUCCGAGAGGUGGUACAGGGCAUCAAAGAUCCCAAAGAGCUGCAGCGCGUCCGCCGCCUGCAUCAUUGAGGACGUCGCCAACCCUGCCGCCUGGGUAUAGGCCGCCCUAUUGAAGAGCCACCAGGGUGUGAAAAGCAAGACUUCAGUUGGGCCGGAAACUAGCGCAAGGUGGCUGGCAGAAUAAAACACAACUGAGAAAAAACAAGAAUUGUGUGAAUUUUUUUAACAAAA